CCGAGCCUUCGGAUUGGCCGCUAGCUCACGUGACUUACUCUCUAACCCAAUACAGCUUUGCACAUACACAUAUCGCACUGUUUUGGGUUGUCGUCUGCUCGAUGUCAAGACUCCACAUACGGCAGUUUGUGGCAGGAAUAAGCAGUUUUAAUAAAUAUUACAAAGUAUCAUUUAAAAAAUAGCCAUUAGAUUUUAUAUAUCUCUAACCCAUACAGCUGUGAACACACACGUUGCACUGUUUUAAGUUGUCGUCUGCUCGUUGCACUGUUUUAAGUUGUCGUCUGCUCGAUGUCAAGACUCCACAUACGGCAGUUUGUGGCAGGAAUAAGCAGUUUUAAUAAAUAUUAAAAAGUACGCGCGCUUAUCUGCAGCAGUUUACUGUACAGCUUAUCAUUUAAGCGAGCAUUUGGCACAAUAUCGACAACGCCAGUAUUUUAGUCAUCAUGUCGAUUCAGAUGACACACACAACUAAACCCUGUGAAUCAGGUGUACCAAUCAAGGAAUAUCCUGACUUGCUGGCCAUCCUUCCUGAAGGACAGGAAUAUCAUGUCUGCUGGUAUUCAGCAAUGGGUGAAGGCAAGUUUAAGUGUGAAAUAAGAGUGCCCAUCACUACUGCAGAAGAUGCAAGAGCUUGGUUUGACCAACGCAAGAAAAAGGCCCAGAUUACAUGGCGUGUAAAAACAACUGCCCGAGUUACUGGGAAAGGAACCCUACUGAAAAUCUAUUACAGGUGUCAGCACAAUACUUUACCAAGAAGUAAAACAGCAGAUGAGAAGCCAAACUCCAAAAAUACAAAUUGCCCCGCUCAGAUGACCUUGACAGUCAAAGCAACUACCAUGAAAAAAAGCAGUGACCAUCAUUUGCCAGCUUUGCCUAUGAUUGUGCAUAUUGAGCAUGUGCAUAAUCAUCCAAUCACAGGCAAUGCCAAAGUAAUGCAGCACCGGGAUGUGUCAGAGGACACAAUUCAAAAAUUUAAAGAUUUGUUUGCUAGAGGGCACACUCCAGCAUCUGCUCUCAAUAUGCACAAAUUUAAUCUGCAUAUGGAGCACCCAGACAAUUACAUCUAUUUGGCCUCGGUCCGUUCAGUUUGUCCAGACUUGAGUUUUGUUUACAAACUGUAUGCCAAAGUUUUCCAGAAGAGCUAUGGUGCAGAUUCAGGACAAGGUCUCCUGACUGCUGUAAAUAGUCUGAUUGAGAACUAUAACAAUGAACAGAAACUGAAGUGUGCAUCAAUGGAGCUCAUUAAGGACAAGACUGUGAUUGCUGUGUAUACUCCUUUAAUGAGGCGCAUUAGCGAGAAGCAUAGGGCCAGCGGUGAGCUGGUUUUCAUUGAUUCUACAGGAGGAGUAGACCGUUACAACUGCAGGGUCUUCCUCCUUCUUACACACAGUGCUGCUGGAGGUUUGCCACUAGGGUGCAUUAUAACCACCUCUGAGUCAACAGAUGCCCUAGAGCUAGGCUUUGACUUGUACAAGAGGCUGCUCUCAAAAGAUUCCUUUAAUGGACGAGGGGAGAGAGGGCCAGUUGUAAUUCUCACAGAUGACUGUGAAAUGGAGAGAAAGGCACUGAAAACGGUGUUUCCAGAAUCCAUUCUUAUUCUGUGCGUGUUUCACAUCCUUCAGGCAGUAUGGCGGUUUCUGUGGGACAGUAAGCACGCAGUUCCAAGAGAUGAUCGUCCUCACCUCCUGAAACUUGUCCGAAACCUUGUGUACGCGGACAAUCAACAGCAGCUGCAGGACUGUUACACUGUGUUAAGGAAUGAUCCUGUUGCUCUGCAGCACAGCAGUUUUAUAGAAUAUGUCAAACGAUUGUAUGAGCGUCAGCAUGUGUGGGCCAUCUGCCACAGAGAGCAGCUGCCUGUUCGUGGCAAUGACACCAACAAUUAUGUUGAGGCAGCCAUGCGGAUUUUAAAGGAUAGGAUCUUCCAAAGAGUUCGUGCAUACAGUCCUGCACAGUUGCUUGAUUUUCUGCUCACAAGCUUGCCAGCAUAUUAUGAGCGAAGGCUCAUAGAUGUCGCCAACGGACGCCUGGAUAUGACUUUAUCCAAUAAGUACGUACCCAGCAAGACAAAUUUCACUAAGGACAUGAUAACACCUUUGCCGAACAAUAUUUUCCAAGUGCACAGUGGGAAGGCGUGUUAUCUGGUGGACAUGUCUAUUGAAAUGUGCACAUGUAAGUUAGGAAAAAAUGGUGCACCAUGCAAACACCAGUUUGCAGUAGUUAGCCACUACUCACUGGAGGCUCAAAAUUUUUUGCCUAGAACAGAUGAAAAAAUGAAGUCUCACAUGAUGUAUCUUGCAACAGGCAAGCAGAAUGUGCCAUUCACAUGGUUUGCACCACUACGUGGAAGUGGGCAGACACAGGAUCUGGAAGAUUGCCUUGAGGAAAUAUCUGAUGCAGAAAAAGAAAAUGAACCUACGCAAUCAUUUGACUCACUUCCUCUUCACAAUGAUUCUGCAGACGAAUUUGAAAACCCUGUAUUACCUGAUGAGGAAACAACACUGAAAAGGAGGCAAUCAUUUGACUCACAUCCUCUUCAUAAUGAUUCUGCAGAUGAAUUUGAUAACUCUGUAACAUCUGAAGAGUUGACAACACUAAAAAUGAGGUUCCACAACUUUGUAGCUUCCGUGGAGAAACAGUUGAAUGAAAAUACCAAUGAAUAUGCACCAGCAGUAGAGGCUUUUGUAUCGAAGUGGGAGAGAAUUAAAACAGACACAGGUCGUGUUUCAGCCCUGCACACUUUUGGUAAAGACCAUCAGUGCAUGCCAUUUUCAGUCAUAAAGAGAGGUGGUAUUAAAGUCCAACCAACAGCCGUCAGCCGCAGACAAAUGCCUCUUGGGGGUCGGCGAUGUUUACAAUCAGGCAGACCACCAAAAAAACAUGACACUGAGAACAAAGGAUUGAAGCGUUCAAACAGUGAAGAUGGGAACAUGCAUAUGAUGCCCAAGCGGCGGCCUCAGCGAGCUCCCCACAACUUAAGCAAAUGUGUCCUACAAAACGAGAACAUUGGAAAAAGCCACACAUCCAAAUGGUAGCUCUAGAGAUUCUGGAAACAUGACACACACAUCGUCAGAAAUCAGCUUUUGACAUCCUCCUUCACACACACAUACACACUUUCUCUCUCACACUCACACUGAAAAAUAAUGAAGCAGCAGGGCCCAACUAAGUGAGUUUUUCUAAUAUUCCUCAGCAUCCAUUGCCCCUUUCCUAUUAGCUCAGUUUAACCACCUUUUUGAAAAUGGUUUGUUUCCUGAUGCAUGGUCUGAAGCUACUAUGCAAGCUUUACAUAAUAAGGGUGAUACUAAAUGUAUAUUUAUUUUUCCUAAAAACUUCUUGUAUAUGGACCUUACCCGAGCCUUCAGAUUGAGAAAACUGUAGAGGUAUUUCUCUGUUUAACAUCUGUAGUGAAAUUUACAUUUCUAUACUUAACAAAAGAAUCACUGAAUAGAUUGAGCAACACAGUACUCUGGGUGAAGAACAAGUAGGCUUUAAGAGGGAUCAGCACAAUAGAUCAUAUACUUUGGUGGCAUGUAUUUAGAAGCAGCUAGUAAAUCAUGAAAAGCUCUAUGUACCUUUCAUUGACUUCCAGAGAGCUUUCGAUUCAGUGAUUAGAGAAAAACUCUGGACCGUAUUACAGAAAAAUGGUAUACCUGGCAAAAUGGUUAAAGCUAUCAAAAGUAUGUUAAGGACAGAGUAAGGGUUGGUGGGGACCUGACUUUAUGUUAUAACUGCCCAAAAGGAUUAAAACAGGGUAAAUCUGCAUCCCUGUCCUAUUCUCUGCAUUUCUCAAUGAUUUAACACAUUAAAUUAGACAAAAGCUUACAUGGCUAUAUUAUGUGAUGAUUUUUCUGUACAAAUAUGGAUUUUGUUUCAUAUGGAAUAGUCAAGGGCUCCGUGUUCCAGUUCAUGGCAUGUUAUUCUGUUCUAUAGCGUCUAUAGAAUAGUUUUGAUGACACUGAGGAGUCUUGCAUGCCAACAGAUUGACCUCUACUCUUCACACUUGGAAGCCUACAUUUCAAAGGCAUUAAGCAGCAUGAGUAAGAUCUGCAUGAUUGAAACAGUUUAAUAAGUAAUGGUUACACUUCGGCCUAGAGUUUUCAUAAUCUUAAUGGGCCCAUAUUUUUCUCUAAUCAUUAAGUCAUGUAUAAUAUAUUAACACUUAGCACUGUUAUAGAAAUCCAAGCCCUGGACAUUUGAAUAUUAAAACUAAGUUUAUCCUCCUCGCUGCUCACUCAUAACUAAUUGAGUACCCUGAAAAUUCAGGUAAAGAUGGUUAGCCAUCAUGCUUUCAAUCAAUCCUCCGGGUUGCCUUAUGUAAUAAUUUCACCUGUUUUGGUGACCAAUGAAAGUGGAAAAUAAUAUCAGGUCAGGACAUAGCAUGGAACUCUUGUAAAUCCUAAUAUUGUUUCUUGUGUGUAUGUUGCUAUUAUUAUUCAGAUGGUUUCCAGUAUAACAUUUAGAUUGCUAAAGGAAAAAACAGUAGUUACUAUCAAACGCUAUGGCAAAACAACUUGCUCAAAAUAAUAGGGAACACAAAUACCGAAACACAACAUGAUACUGGAUUGAAGAAUAUAACAGAAAAUGGACUCACUUGCUAGAGGCUUUACCACAAGAUAUGCACCAAAUGGAAUGAGCAUGUAUUUGUCAGUAUAGUCAAACCUGAAUUUGUUUAUGAUUAUGCUUAAUGUUAGUAAAAUAUACAAAGAAUGUUAAGAAUUGUCUUUUGCCAGUCCUGAUAUUUUAAGUUUACAUGCUAGUUUAUGAUUUACGUUGUCCAUUUUUAUGAACAUUUUUACUAGCAAGAAAUUAUGUUUAUAUCAAGUCUUAAUUUGUUCAUUUUUACACAGAAUGUUUUUUAAUGUAACAUUUUAUUUCUAUAACAUCAUAACAUUGCAAGUCAGAGAAGUUGAAGUUAAUACAAUCCCAUGUCAGAUGAACAAGUUGCAUACAGAGCUUCCUUCAUUCACCAUGUUUCAUGGAUUAUACAAGUGGGCAUAAGCAUAUAUAAUCAAAAUUUCUGGAGUAAUUACAUAGAAUGUUAAUGAUACUAAUGUUGUACUGGUAGAAUUUAACAGAACUGAUUAGUGUUAUGUCAAGAAGCCAAUUUGGAAUGCAGAAGCCAUUUCUGUGUGCUUUUAGCUAGACUGUUGUCUUUUGCGAAUUUGCUAUUAUGAGCUCAGGUUAGUGUGGGCUUUAAAAAUUCUCAGUUUAAAAAUAUUUCACUUUUUAUUGCUAAGAAAUUAUUUUUAUAACUUACAUAGAGGAGUACCACUUGUUCUGUGUAGACAGAACCAGUGGUCACCGCAAAACAAAAAAAUAAAACUUGGACAUCAGUUGUU
Molecule: messenger RNA, 5339 nt
Organism: Pomacea canaliculata
Lineage: Eukaryota; Metazoa; Mollusca; Gastropoda; Architaenioglossa; Ampullariidae
Exons: 4
Coding region: 444-3035 (863 amino acids)
Molecular function (GO): zinc ion binding
Source: RefSeq, a predicted model, not a curated record